Molecule: messenger RNA, 924 nt
Organism: Capsaspora owczarzaki ATCC 30864
Lineage: Eukaryota; Filasterea; Ministeriida; Capsasporidae
Exons: 1
Coding region: 1-924 (307 amino acids)
Source: RefSeq, a predicted model, not a curated record
AUGCUCAGAAAGUUUGUCGAGCGUGUGCUGAGCGGAACCGCUAAGCGCGCCGCUACUCCGGUGACAACGCAAUCCGCCUCAGCCGCGCGGUCUUCUGCGGCGACUGCCAGCGCAUCUGCAAAGCCCAAGUCACUACUCGAACCAACCUCGGCGACGCUUCCGACGACGACGACGACGACUCAAAACCAAAACGCACCACGGCAACCUGCUUCAAUUCGUACCACGUCCUACCGCGACGGACCUCCUUCGGCGUCCUCCUCGUCUUCCUCCCUGGCUUCUGCGGGUCGCGUCUCAUUGACCUCGUUGCCGGACGCCAGUGCUGCCGCAUCCGCGACCACCACGCUUGGCCUGCCGGAUGCAGGAAAGAUGAACGUUCUGAGCAACAAAGCCGGCAGCACAUCCAACAUGAACGACGACAUUGAGGCAUUUCAACGCAUGGCGCUUCCGUCGUCGAGCGCGGCCGCGGCGAGCUCGAAUGUGGCCCAGCAGCAGCCUCCGCACCACCAGGGCCAGCGCGUUGCCAACGUGGAGGUGCGCGGGAUUGGAGUGGUGACGGCAACGUCCGUGGCGAUCAAUCCGAUAACUUUGCAGCCCUACCAUGUCCAUGCCGUGCUCUUCCGCGCCCCGCCCGCACGAAGCCUGCACUCUGGGUCUGUCGCAAGAAAACCGCAGCCUCAAGUCAUCCCCAAAGUCGACUCACGGAUGGUGGCGAAGCAACAAUCGCCCGCCGCCGAGUCGUCGUCGGCUCUCGCGGAAACGGUCAGCUGGACGGUGCCCGAGGUGGAAGGCGACGUGCUCCGGCUCGACCCUUCUGUCGAGGUGACCCACUUUGGCACGCCGAGGCCAGCACCCGAGCCGCGCCAGUCCGAAGACGAGGAUGCUGCAGCGUUCAUUUCGCGUGGCGGUCCGGCCAAAGAGUAUUGA